Messenger RNA from Linum trigynum, 258 nucleotides. NCBI's taxonomy places the organism in Eukaryota, Viridiplantae, Streptophyta, Magnoliopsida, Malpighiales, Linaceae. The record is from the annotation of a GenBank genome assembly.
AUGGGCGAGGAAUUCGACAGCGACGACAGAGCAGCCAGGGUGGGGCCAGCGGCAGAGCGAACGGAGGCGGAGACGGUGGAGAAGCUCGCCGGAGUCGUCCCGGUGCCUGUCGACCUUGCUGUGCCUGUCCUUCGAAGGCGACUUCUUCACCGCGAGCGGGCCGUUGGUUCCGCCGCCGGCGGAACCAGGAACAAUGGCCGUGAAGGAAGUUGUGGUGGCAGUGGAAGGAGGGGGAGCGGAGGAGGCAGGGGAGGGUAG